AUGAGUUUUUCUUUCAAAGUCCUUGGUGAACAUGCCAGUUUUAUGGGAUUUUUGGAAUAUUUUGCUGCUGCUGCUGCUGCCGCUGCUGCUGCCGCUGCUGCUGCCGCUGCUGCUGCCGCUGCUGCUGCUGCUGCUGCUGCUGCUGCUGCUGCUGCUGCUGCUGCUGCUGCUGAGCUUCUGUCUAGAUUAAUCUUUUAUUUUGUACCGAUGAUCGAUUUUUAUCCUGACGUUACACAUAAUGUCCGGUAA
This is a messenger RNA of Echinostoma caproni, 249 nucleotides long. The record is from the annotation of a GenBank genome assembly. NCBI's taxonomy places the organism in Eukaryota, Metazoa, Platyhelminthes, Trematoda, Plagiorchiida, Echinostomatidae.